GAAAAUAAUAUCAACAAACUUGUACUGCCGAUUGUAUAUGCGUUUGUAAGCAUCGCAUACAUGUUUACAGGCAACUUUAUUGGACAACGUAUAAUUGAUCACAAUAAUGACGUAUUCGUUACUGCGUACAAUGUUCAGUGGUACAAAACUCCUUUACAAAUACAAAAAAUGAUACUAUUCCUUUUGCAAAGAGGAGGCAAGGAGUUUACCUUAAAUAUUGGUAGAGUAUUUGAUGUAUCCAUAGAGGGUUUUGCUACGGUAAUAGUUUUAAAAUAUUUGAAAAUAACCAUUAAAAAAUAUAUAAAUGAAAAA
Messenger RNA from Wasmannia auropunctata (little fire ant), 312 nucleotides. RefSeq lists its product as uncharacterized. The record is from RefSeq and is a predicted model, not a curated record. Gene Ontology annotation, cellular component: plasma membrane. The transcript has 2 exons. Lineage: Eukaryota; Metazoa; Arthropoda; Insecta; Hymenoptera; Formicidae. Gene Ontology annotation, biological process: detection of chemical stimulus involved in sensory perception of smell; sensory perception of smell. The annotation marks the transcript as partial. Gene Ontology annotation, molecular function: olfactory receptor activity; odorant binding.